GAGAGAGAGCAACGCGGAGGAGUGAUGCGCUGGGAUCGCGUUUUGAGUCGAGUUUAGGUUGAGAUUGUGGGGAUUUUGCAUGAAAAGGCGUUCAAGUGUUUGGUGGAGCCACACAUAUAUUAUCAUUUGAUCAUGUUGGGUUGGUAAGCCUUGUAACAAGUGGAUUAGAAACAAGGUACCAUCUGCUGCAGGGUCAGCUGUCCCCCUUCAGGAAAUAAUCAGCGCUCAGCAGUGCACCUGCCAUAUUCUCCAGCUCCAUCUGUGUAUCAGUGACUGACAGUGUCGAUCGACGCCUGUGUGCCUGUCGGUCUGCAUCCCACCUCGACCUCCGCCGGAGAUUCGUCUGCCGGCGCUCGUCUGACCGUCUGCCGGCGCUCGCUGACCCUCUGCGCCCCGCUGAGGAGCGGGCCGGGCGCCCGGGCUCUCCGCCAUGGAGGAGGACCGUGACGGCCUGUGGCGACAGGCGGUGGAGUGGCUGACGGCCUUCGGCGUGCUGCCGGCCGACCACCGCUGCUGCUCGCCGGACAGCAAGCUGAUCGACCUGCUGUACACCCUGCGGGACGGCGUGCUGCUCUGCCACCUGCUGCACAAGAUCGACCCGGCCUCGCUCGACUUCCGGGACGUCAGUCUGAAGCCGCAGAUGGCCCAGUUUUUGUGCGCCAAGAAUAUCCGUACAUUUUUGCUCAGCUGCAGCAAGCACUAUAACAUCCGAGAGGCGGAUCUUUUCGACCCGAGUAUGCUCUUCGACUACACGGACUUCGGCAAGGUGCUACGAACGCUGUCGGUGCUGUCGCACACACCCAAGGCGCUGUCCAGAGGAGUCCCGGGGUUCCCGGCCGACGCGGACCAGACAUCUGAGUUCGAGGAGCCCAUCUACCGGCAUUUAGACGAGCAGGCCAACGUGGAUGACCGAAUUCUCUCGGAUCGACUGCGUAGCCAUUUAAUUCGAAGGCGCUCCAAUGGCAGAAUGGAGGAGAAUAUUUACGAAGACCUCUGCUAUGUAUCGCUCAAAGAUAAGCCGGUGACGGCCAAGGCGCCGCUGGAGAAGCGCGACUACUGUCUGAACGAGCUGCUGGAGACGGAGGCCAACUACGUCUCGGUCCUGGAGAUGCUCCGCGAGAAGUUCAUGGAGCCGCUGCGACCGCUGCUGGGGCCUGACCACACGGUCGCCAUCUUCCAGGGUAUUCAGGAUCUGGAGGAGAUCCACAAGCGGUUCCACCGUGACCUGGUGGAAGCGUGUCGACCCGACUCCGGUACGCGCAUCUCGACCGUGUUUCUGCAGAACAAGAGCCGGUUUCUGCUGUACGGUGACUACUGCUCAAACCUCCAGCCGGCCCAGGAGCUGAUAGACGACCUCUGCGAAAAGGAUGAAACGCUCAACCAGAAAGUGGCGAAAUGUCAAAUGGAGGCGAACGGCGGGAAGUUCAAGCUGCGCGACCUUCUCUCGGUGCCCAUGCAGCGGAUACUCAAGUACGAGAUUCUGCUCCGGGAGCUGCUCAAACACACGAUGCAGUCUCUGCACAGUGACGACCACAGCGGUCUGGAGCGGGCCCUGAGCGCCAUGAGAGACGUGGCAGAGUACAUCAACGAGGUGAAACGCGACAACGAAACGCUGCAGAUCAUGAACGACAUCCAGAACUCGAUUACCGACUGGCCCCUGGAGGACGGCGCGUUCCGAUCGGUUCGCGACUGCGGCAGGUUGCUCAAAGAUGGAGAGAUCAAGAUCAAAUGUCACCCGGACAAUAAGAUGAAGCUGAGAUAUGUGUUCAUUUUUGACGAGAUUUUCCUAAUGUGCAAGUCGACUAGGCGCUCACAGCUUUUCACCACCCCCAAACGCUGGAGCGCCGGCAAACUGGACGAAAAGGAUGCGCUCGCUCUUGGCGAGCAGUACUGCUACAAGGACUCGCUACGGAUUAGGGACUUCUACCUCGACGACAAGUCUCAACGGACCGAGGCGCGCUGGUCGCACUCGUGGCACCUGGUUCACAAGGAGCGCAAAACCGUCUACCAGCUGUUCGCCAAGACGGAGGAGAUGAAACGCAUCUGGAUCAAGGCCAUCGAAGAGGCGCUGGAGCACGUGGACCCCAGUGAGAACAAGUACACGGACCACACCUUCUCACUGACCACGUUCAGCGGGCCCGAGGAGUGCGAUACCUGCCUCAAACUGCUCAAAGGCAUCUUCCUACAGGGCUACCGGUGCUCACAGUGCCAGCGGAAGGCGCACAAACACUGUAUCCAGGCGAGUGGCAUGUGCGGGGCCCGCCAGCCGCCCAGCCUGCCUCCGCGGCCACCGCAGGCCGAGGACAGCGAGGCUGACGUGUGUGCCGUGCAGCUGCCCAGUCGCUCGGCGCCUACACACCACCAGCUGCGUCGGCACGCCACCCUCCCCCGCUCCCCGCCUGCUCUGCGCCUCAGUGAAUGUCGUGAUGAGCGUUCGGCUGGCUUUCAGGGGUCGCCGAUGAAUGGCCGCUACACCACCCCACGCACGCGUCCGGCGUCAUCGCUGUCGGCCUCGCGCAGUCUAUCCUCCUCGGGCACGGGCGAGUCGGCCGUGAGCUCACCGGUCAUCAGUCUGACGCACCAGCCCGACUACGUGAAUCUGAGUGAGGAGGAGCAGCCCUGGUGGGCCGGCGAGAUGGACCGAGUCGAGGCGGAGCGCGCGCUCGAGAACCGCGCGCCGGGUACCUUCCUGGUGCGCGUCUCGGCGGCGCAGGACAACAAGACUGUGCUCAGUCUACGAGCGGCGGAGAAGGUGAGCCACAUGAAGAUCCGCCAGAGUGACGACACGCCGACCCGUUACAGUCUCAGUCCGGCGCGGCUGUUCCCGUCCAUCACCCAGCUGGUGCAGUACUACCAGCACAACAGCCUCUCGGAAAACUUCUCCGGACUGCUGAUGUCGCUGGGGCGGCCGCUGCGCCAGGACGACCGGGCCGUCGUCAAGUUUAAAUACACACCGAACGGCCGGGCACCUAAUAUGCUGCCGUUGAACGUCGGAGACGAGGUGGUCAUCCUGUCGCGCGACAGCGAGUCGCAGGGCUGGUGGAAGGGACGCAUCGGCGAUAGGAUGGGUUACUUCCCCAAGUCGUACGUGCAGGAGCUCGGCUGAGACGGUGCUAGUGUUUUGUUGGUGUGUGUUAGUAGAGGCAUUACGCUUGACUGCGUUUAGUUAGAAUAUCACUCACUGAGAAUUUUUUGUGUAAAUGAGUGCAACAUGGAGGUCUGUGUAUGUUGAUGUCUGUGCCAAAACCAGAAAUAAGCGCAUGCUCACCCAAUAUGAAUUUUGUCUUGUAUAUCGCACAUGUAUGUGUGUGCGCGUGUCUGUAUGCGCGUGAGCCGAGUUACCGACGCGUGUUGCCGGUCAGCCAGUGUCCAAAGGCGGGAAGGAUUGUGAUAUUUUGACCGGCGCGCCCGCUUCUCCCCGCCGCUGGGGGCGCGGCGGUCGCGGCUCGUUCGACCACGUAAUGUGUGCAUUCCUGUGCGCGGCGCGGCGGCCGGCACCGAGAUUACCUCCUGUUGUGUGGCGCGCUGGCCGCCCGGGUGUGGCCGGGCCGCUCUGGGUGUCGCUGCCCGGCACCGGCCGGUCGGCGAGCUGUGAGGCGCGCCUGCGGGCGCCGCGGUGCUCAGACGGUGCGCGGCGAGACCGCACCGUCACGCUUUAUACGUUUUGUUUACGCACUCAAGUGAUAUAUGAAGUUGUGCGGCUGCACCGGGGCGCCGGCGGCGGGCAUUGGGCGGUGCUUCAGGUCCUCCAGAGGUGGCCGCCGCUGGACAGAGCUUACCAGCUGCGGGGCGCGUCAGUGUCCAUGUGUUCGCUGCUGCAAAUAGACUACUCUCUCGAA
Messenger RNA from Amphibalanus amphitrite, 3839 nucleotides. It is a transcript of the gene Vav, whose product is annotated as protein vav-like. The transcript has 21 exons. Gene Ontology annotation, biological process: cell migration; regulation of GTPase activity. The record is from RefSeq and is a predicted model, not a curated record. Bases 431 to 3106 code for a protein of 891 amino acids. Gene Ontology annotation, molecular function: protein binding; guanyl-nucleotide exchange factor activity. NCBI's taxonomy places the organism in Eukaryota, Metazoa, Arthropoda, Thecostraca, Balanomorpha, Balanidae. Gene Ontology annotation, cellular component: cytoplasm.